AUGCCGACGGGGAUCGAAACCCGCGAGGCGGGGGCCGUCGAGUCGGUCAACAGCGGCAUUGCCGCGCCCUACGGCCGGGCCUGCACCAACUGCUCCCGCGCAAAGUGUAAAUGUAUCCUCCGCCCCGUCGGCGGGGCUUGCGAGCGUUGCCACCGGCUCGGAAAGUCUUGCCAGCCGAGCAACCCCAUCCGCAAACGCUCCAAGAAGCCACCGUCUAGCCGGACGGCGCAGCUGGAGGAGAAGCUUGACGGGCUCGUCACCCUGCUGAGGCAAUCGGGCAGACCGAAUUUGUCGGCUGACUUGGACGUUGGUGCUAACAUGUCCGGCGGGCCUGUUUCCUCGUCGUCGACAACAGGGGCGGCCGCGGCGGGGAGGGGGCAGUCGCCGGAGAUGGGGGAUGUGCGCGGUGGCGGCGGCGGUGAUGGCUUCGAGUCGGCGCAGCAUUUUCACAAGGGGGACCGCGGGGACCGCGGCGCUUCGUUGCCGACGCCGACACAGACGGCCAGUCCCGAGGGUCCGGGGUUUGGCGAAGAGCUGCCCUCUCCGGACGAAGCGGAGGCUCUGUUUGAGGCGUUCCGCGGUCAGAACCUACAGUAUUUACCGUUUCUCAACUUCAAGGCCACGAUGACGGCGGAGGAGCUGCGCGCCGAGAGGCCGUUUCUGUGGAUCUGCAUCAUGACGGUCGCGUCGAGGGUGUCGAGCCAGCAGCUCGCGCUGGGACAGCGGGUGCGGCAGAUUUUGAGCCAGAAGCUCCUGGUCGACAAUGAGAGGAGUAUCGAUUACCUCCUCGGGCUCUUGGUGAUUUUGGGAUGGGCGAAUCACCAGCUUGGCAAUAAGCCAUUUAUGUGUUUAUUUUGUCAGAUCGCCAUUGGUCUCAUCUUUGAUCUGGGCCUGUCCCGCGACCCCUUGGACAACCUCAACCCCUUUCUCUGCUGGAAGGCUGCGCAGGAGAGGUCCGAGAGGGAGAAGACUGGGGCCGUGGGGCAUAUGCUGUAUGUCAAGUCGCAAAUGCCGCGGACAAUGGAGCAGCGGAGGGCCGUGGUUGCGUGCUAUCUCAUCUCAUCGUCCGUCGCGAGUUUCCUGGGCAAGAUGGACCCUUUGCGUUGGACAACACACAUGGACGAGUGUCUGCAGGUUCUCGACGAGCAGCCCGAGGCGCCCCCGGACCGGACCCUCGUCGCGCUGGUCAGAAUGCAGCUGCUGAAAGAGGAGGCCGUCAAGGUGUCCUCGGCCUGGCGUCCCGAGAACAUGUUCGACAUUGUCGACGCACAAAAGACGCCGCCCGCCAUGUACGUCAAGCUGCUCCAGAGACAGCUUCAGCAACACAUCCAGAGCCUGCCGUCAGAGCUCCAAGGCACAGACACAAUCAUCGCCCAGCUCCACUGCACGGAACUCUCCAUCCAGGAAAUCGCCCUCUCCAACAAGACUGGCACCUGCGUGCCCGCCAACCUCCCCGACGUGGCCCGCCUCGACAUCCUCUACGCCUGCCUGCACGCCGUCAAGGCCUGGUUCGACCACUUCCUCACCCUGCCGCCCGCGGCCUACUACACGACGCCCUUUCUCACCUUUGCCCAGCUCUCCCACUGCACGAUAGCGCUGUACCGUCUCUCCGUGCUCGAGGACCCCGUCUGGGAUAGGGCGAGCGUGCGGUCGACGAUUGACCUCAUUGCGACGCUCGACGAGAUUGGGGACCGGUUCAUGAGGGUUUGCAGCGAGGCUGGGUUGAACGUGGAUGUUGAGGAGGGGAACGCGUUUGCGAGGGCUGUCAAGACGAUCAGGGGGCUCAAGGGGACGUGGGAGGCUUCUAUGGCGCCGUUGGCCAAAGUUGAUGCUGCCUCUGCUGCGCCGACGGCGGGGGUUGAGGGGGGGGCGUCGGCGUCGGCGGCGGCGGCGGCGGGGGUGCUUGGGGCUGGGACCGGGGCCGGGAUGGGUGCUGCGGGUGUUGGGGAGGUUGAGAUGGGGCAGUUUGGGUUGGAUUUGUUGGAUAAUCGGUGGUUUACGGAUAUUUUUACGCCGUUUGACUUUUGA
This is a messenger RNA of Colletotrichum orchidophilum, 2028 nucleotides long. RefSeq lists its product as uncharacterized. The transcript is spliced from 4 exons. Gene Ontology annotation, cellular component: nucleus. The coding region runs from base 1 to 2028 and encodes 675 amino acids. Gene Ontology annotation, biological process: regulation of DNA-templated transcription. The record is from RefSeq and is a predicted model, not a curated record. Lineage: Eukaryota; Fungi; Ascomycota; Sordariomycetes; Glomerellales; Glomerellaceae. Gene Ontology annotation, molecular function: zinc ion binding; transcription cis-regulatory region binding; DNA-binding transcription factor activity, RNA polymerase II-specific.